CUAAUCUGCGAGUUUUCCAUGGUGAACUUCGAUGGAAAACUCGAACUCUUUCCUUAUAUUACAAUUCUAAAUCUAACUGAACAGAAAACAGCACUUUCAAACUUUUCGAAACCUCAAGCAUAAAAAAACCUAUAGUCUCUAACACUACACCAUGUGGUCCGACACAGAGAACCCAACCACUAGUGAAGCCGACGAAGGCGGGGUGUCUCCCGUUGAGCAGGUUCGUCUCACGGUACCCAACACUGACGACCCGACCCAACCGAUAUGGACCUUCCGUAUGUGGUUCCUGGGUCUCCUCUCCUGCUCCUUCCUCUCUUUCACCAACCAGUUCUUCGCCUACCGCACCGAGCCUAUUAUCAUGUCUCAGAUCACCGUUCAGGUCGCUGUCCUCCCUGUCGCACAUUUCAUGGCCGCGGUUCUACCCAAGACAAAGUUCACAAUCCGUGGGUUCGGGUCCAGGAUCUUCUCCUUCAACCCGGGUCCGUUUAACGUGAAAGAGCACGUGCUCAUUACCAUUUUCGCCAACGCCGGAAGCGCUUUCGGAAACGGGUCUCCGUACGCGGUUGGCAUCGUUAACAUUAUCAAAGCCUUUUAUGGACGGAGCAUCUCCUUUUUCGCCUCUUGGCUUCUCAUCGUUACUACACAGGUGCUAGGAUACGGGUGGGCUGGGAUACUGAGGAAAUACGUGGUUGAACCAGCCCAUAUGUGGUGGCCCAGCACCCUCGUCCAAGUAUCACUUUUCCGAGCAUUGCAUGAGACAAAUGACAAUAGAGCAAGAACAAAGUUUUUCUUUUUUGCACACUUAUGCAGUAUUUUGUGGUACGUUGUCCCUGGUUACUUGUUCACAACGCUCACAAAUAUCUCAUGGGUGUGUUGGAUAUUCUCCAAGUCAGUUACAGCUCAGCAGAUAGGAUCAGGCAUGAGGGGGCUUGGAGUUGGAGCUCUCACACUUGAUUGGGCCGCUGUGACAUCAUUCUUGAUCAGCCCUCUUAUAUCACCCUUCUUUGUCAUUGCCAAUGUUUUUGUGGGCUAUGCAUUAAUAGUGUAUGUUGUUCUUCCUAUAUCAUAUUGGGGCCUCAACCUGUACAAUGCCAAUAGGUUUCCCAUUUUCUCCUUACACUUGUUUACAGUCCAAGGUCAAAGGUACAACAUAUCUGCCAUUGUAGACAAUCAUUUUGAGUUGAAUGUUGCAGAGUAUGAAAAGCAAGGUAGAAUUCAUCUCAGUGUGUUUUUCGUUGGAUAA
Messenger RNA from Vigna radiata var. radiata (mung bean), 1243 nucleotides. RefSeq names its product oligopeptide transporter 4-like. The record is from RefSeq and is a predicted model, not a curated record. The transcript has 4 exons. Gene Ontology annotation, molecular function: oligopeptide transmembrane transporter activity. Lineage: Eukaryota; Viridiplantae; Streptophyta; Magnoliopsida; Fabales; Fabaceae. Gene Ontology annotation, biological process: transmembrane transport. Bases 152 to 1243 code for a protein of 363 amino acids.